CUGUGGGAUGGAGGACUCUGAACAACAAGACUUGUCAUCUUGUCCUCAAAAGGCGACAGUCAAAACGGAACCUAAACCCCGGGACCCAAUCAGAGAGAUUCUUGACAGUCUUUGCAAUAAACCAUCAAACCCUGACAAAAAUGGAGAAAGCUCAACGGCGCUAGUUACUUCAAAUGUCGAUAUGGACACGAGCGCUUUCACACCAGUUAUGAAGUUUCAUAGCUCUGUUCGCGGGGCCGAUGUGCUGAAAUCGUACAUCCCAUCUUCGGAUCCAUUUAAAAUGAAUUUCACAGACUGGUAUUCACAACGUCUAAGACAAUCUGUGCAUCAUCAGAACUUUCAUCAGUACCCUUAUUUUCUGAAUUCUGUGCACCAACCAAACAACCCUUUUAUUGGGUAUUUCAGUGGUGUAUCUUCUUGGCUCUGCAAAAGAACAGAUCUAAAUGCUCUCAGUUUUUGCAAUUUAAACAAGUGCUCAACUCUGUCGAUACCCGCUACACCGCGCUACCAGUGUGACCACUGCAAGAAGAGUUAUUCAACAUUUGGUGGCCUGUCCAAACACAAGCAGUUCCACUGCACCACUCAAGUCAAAAAGGAUUUCAGCUGUAAAUUUUGUGGCAAAACUUAUGGUUCUUUGGGGGCCUUAAAAAUGCACAUUAGAACUCAUACACUACCAUGUAAAUGCAAAAUUUGUGGCAAAGCGUUUUCACGACCUUGGCUGUUACAAGGACACAUGCGCACGCAUACGGGCGAAAAACCGUUUUCUUGUGCUCACUGUGGUCGAGCAUUUGCUGAUAGGUCGAACCUUCGAGCACAUCUCCAGACUCACUCAGACGUCAAAAAGUACGGAUGUAAGUCAUGCAAGAAAACAUUUUCGCGCAUGUCACUUCUGGCAAAGCAUCGGGAAGGACGAAUUUGCCAACUUCCGGUUCAGUGAAUAUAGUAUCAAUGUGUAAAAUG
Messenger RNA from Saccostrea echinata, 960 nucleotides. Its product is annotated as protein snail homolog Sna-like. The record is from RefSeq and is a predicted model, not a curated record. The coding region runs from base 8 to 937 and encodes 309 amino acids. Gene Ontology annotation, molecular function: RNA polymerase II cis-regulatory region sequence-specific DNA binding; DNA-binding transcription factor activity, RNA polymerase II-specific. NCBI's taxonomy places the organism in Eukaryota, Metazoa, Mollusca, Bivalvia, Ostreida, Ostreidae. Gene Ontology annotation, biological process: regulation of DNA-templated transcription. The transcript has a single exon.